CCCAGGAGUCCUGGCUCCCAGUCCCCCCUGCUCUAACCACUAGACCCCACUCCCCUCCCAGAGCCGGGAUAGAACCCAAGCGUCCUGGCCCUGGGCAUGUUUGCGGAGGGGCCUGGAGCUCACACCCGUGUCCCCCCAGGCCCCGGCAGCAGCGCGAUGAACAAGCUGCGGCAGAGCCUGCGGCGGAAGAAGCCAGCCUAUGUCCCCGAGGCCAGCCGGCCCCACCAGUGGCAGGCAGACGAGGAGGCCGUGCGCCGGGGCAAGUGCAGCUUCCCCGUGCGGUACCUGGGCCACGUGGAGGUGGAGGAGUCGCGGGGGAUGCACGUGUGCGAAGAGGCCGUGAAGAAGCUGAAAACAAGCGGGCGCAAAUUGGUGAAGUCGGUUCUGUGGGUGUCGGCUGACGGGCUGCGGGUCGUCGACGAGAAAACAAAGGAUCUCAUCGUGGACCAGACCAUUGAGAAGGUUUCGUUCUGCGCCCCCGACCGCAACUUCGACAAGGCCUUUUCCUACAUCUGCCGCGACGGCACCACCCGGCGCUGGAUCUGCCACUGCUUCCUGGCCCUCAAGGACUCGGGGGAGCGUCUGAGCCACGCUGUGGGCUGCGCCUUCGCGGCCUGCCUGGAGCGCAAGCAGAAGCGGGAGAAGGAGUGUGGGGUGACGGCCUCCUUUGACGCCAACCGCACCAGCUUCGCCCGCGAGGGCUCCUUCCGCGCCCCGGCCGCCAGCCAGCCCGCCCAGCGCCAGCUCGUGCUGCGCCAGAUCCAGGACAGGAAAAAAGUGCCAGAGCUGGAGUCGACCCCGACCGGUGACAGCGACGGGAUCAGCGCCCUCUGCAACCAGAUCGACGCCUCCUUUGCCAGCCCGCCCGCCGACCCCUUCAGCCCCACGGCCGCCAACGGCACCGCCUCCCCCCCCGCGGGGCUCCCCCAAGGGCCGGCGGCCUGGGGUGAGCCCGGGGCGGGGGCCCCUUCGCAGGCCCCCCCAUUCCAGCCUGGACACAAGCGGACGCCGUCAGAGGCCGAGCGCUGGCUGGAGGAGGUGGCCCAGACGGCCAAGGCGCAGCAGGUGGCCCCGCCCGCAGCAGCUGUGCCCGCGGCCCUGCCCACCACGCUGCCCCCCUACCCCGUGAGCUACGACGCCGCGCCCGCCCCCAUGGGCAUGUUCCUGCCACCCCACAUGCAGCCGGCGUAUGUGCCCGUGGGGGCCUACCCACCGGCCGGGCCCUUCGCGGCACCCAGCGUCCCCGUGGUGGGCAUCACCCCCUCCCAGAUGGUGGCCAACGUCUUCUGCUCCGCCGCCCAGCUGCCGCCCUCGAACUUGGGGGGCAAGGCCAGCCCCUUCCCCCCUGCUCUGCUGGGCCCCACGCUGCCCCCUCCUCCCCAGGCCCGACCCAAGUCCGGCAGCGCUACGCCCUGGCCUCCGGGGUCCGGCCAGCCGGGGGCCAUGGCCCCUCCACCCCCCACCGCCUGCCCCGGGCCCAAGCCGGACCCAUUUGAGGCUCAGUGGGCGGCGCUGGGGGCCAAGCCCCCUGCGGGGGCCUACCCAGUCAACCCCUUCGCCGGAGACCUGCAGAAAACAUUUGAGAUCGAGCUGUGAGCUGUGGGGGGAGCGACCGGGAGUCCUUGAGCUCCCCACUAUGGAACUGACUGUGGCGCCAGGUAGAGGUGGGGGAUAUACAGAGACCCCUCAACCCCAGUGGGACGUAGGUCACCUCCUUGCCAGACAGGGGGGCAGGCUGGGGAGGGGCCCCCAGGGCUGCUGCCCACCCCCCAGCAUCAGCUUUGGGGGCUUUGCCUGGGGGCCGAUGGGAGGCUGAGCGAGUGUCCCGAUCACUGGAGGUGGGGCCGGGUCUGCUGAACUGCAGGGGAAUGUGGGGGUGAGAAACCUCCCUCCCCCCCCGGUGAUGAAAUGGUUAAUGGGUCGCUGGCUGGCUGCAACGGGGGGGCCCUGGGCUGGAUGUCUGGGGGGCCUGGAUGGGGGCACCCUCCCAGAUCCAGGGGGGAUCAGGGCUAAUCCCCCUGCCCAGUCUAAUGGUCAGGCCUGUGGGGAUGAGGCCCAGCAGCCCCGUGCCUGGGGGGGUUGGGGGCAGGUUAUGGGGGUCUGAGCAGAGGGAAAGGUGGGGGGCUGGGGCUGGGAUUGCUCCCCUGCAGGGAGCUGCUGGGGGGGUGGGGGGGACUGGUUCUGGGCUUUUCACCCUGUAGUGGGGGGGUGUCACGGUGCACCAGCGCCACCUGCUGGGGGUGCUGUGACCCCCCCCCCAAGUCCCUCAGCAUGGCCCAGAUGGGGAGUCUGGGGGGAGGGGCGAUGCUAACCCUAAAUCUUCCGGGGGGAGCUUCCCCCCCCAUGGGAAAAAAACACCCAGAGCUGGAGCUUUUCCUGCUCAGACCCCUGGCUUGGCCUGGCUGCGGGGGGGGGGUUAGUGGCCCUUGGAAAAGGGUGGGGGGGUUGUCCCUGGCUCUAAUUUAUUAUCUUUGAUUUUUAGUUUGGGGAGGGGGGUGGCUGGGGGGCUGGAUCCUGGUGAAGAUGGGAGAGGGGCUCAGGCCCGGGUGGGGUGGAUGGAUGGACAGACAGACUCGACAUGCCUCAGUUUCCCCCCCACCUGCCCUCAUCCUGGCUCAAAUCAAAGCCCGUUUUCGGGGGGUGAUUUAUGUAGCAGCUUGUCCCCCCCUGCUGGGCUGAUGUAGGGGGGAUGCUGUGGGAACUGUGUGGGGGUUGGAGUGCGGCGACCAGACACCCCUCCCCCAGGCUGUGUGGGGCUGGGGGCAGGGCUGGACCUCUGCGGGGGGGGCACCUGAGACCUCUGAUCUGCCCCACUGGGCCUGAGCAGCGCAGCCCGGAUUCACCCCCCACGUGGGCACUGCCUGGAGGUGCUUCAUGGGCCCUAGGGGCGGGCUGUGGGGGGGCAUGUGGGGGCAAUGCCACAAGGCCUGGCUCAGUGGAUGUCACCCGGUGGGUGCAGGACAGGAGGGUGAUGCCCUGGGGCUGGGGGGCCGUGCCACGUUGUAGGUGCACAGAGCCCUGGGGCAGGUGCCAGGGGGUGGGG
Chelonoidis abingdonii (Abingdon island giant tortoise) is the source of this 3043-nucleotide messenger RNA. It is a transcript of the gene NUMBL, whose product is annotated as NUMB like endocytic adaptor protein. Gene Ontology annotation, biological process: positive regulation of neurogenesis. NCBI's taxonomy places the organism in Eukaryota, Metazoa, Chordata, Testudines, Testudinidae. Gene Ontology annotation, cellular component: cytoplasm. The record is from RefSeq and is a predicted model, not a curated record.